AUGUGGUGUGCCGCUGUCAGGGCGGUGGGAGCCGGCUGUGCCCGGGUCCUGGUCGGAAGAAGGACAGCGUGUGUCAUACUUGUCAGGAAGCAGGAGCCUUUGAGGACACAUAAUUUUGCAGCAUGUCUGCAUGGAAAGGACUCUGCCUUCGGGAGUUUGCUGGGGGUGAGCAGAGAGCAACCUGCAGAAGAAUAUCUCACUCCACAGGCACCAGCCGUCUCCUUUAAUAAAGCUGAUCAAGACAGUUUAUUGAAACAUACCCCAAACCAACCAGAGGACCCCAAAAUCCUUAAAAUCGCUAUCAUAGGGGCCCCAAAUGCUGGAAAAUCAACAUUAUCCAAUCAGCUUCUUGGCAGAAAGCUGUUUCCAGUGUCCAGUAAAGUGCACACAACCCGCUGCCAAGCACAGGGUGUCGUCACAGGCGGCAACACACAACUGAUUCUCCUUGACACCCCUGGUAUGGUCAAUGCUAUCAAAGUAAAAAGGCAUAACCUGGAGAAGUCCCUUCAGGAGGACCCAUGGGAGUCUGUGAAGUUGGCUGACGUAGUGCUAGUUUUGGUGGAUGUUUCAGUGAAGUGGAUGAGAAGCUCUUUGCACUUGGAAGUUCUCAAGUGUUUGUCUCAGAACUCAGCCAUCCCCAGCAUCCUCGUGCUGAACAAGGUUGACCUUUUGAAGGAUAAAGGCUCUUUGUUGGAAAUAACAAACACUUUGACUGAAGGCGUAGUGAAUGGGAAGAAAGCACAUGUACAUUCUGCAAUUUCAGGUAGAAGAAAGGGGAAGAAAGGUGAAGCCGAGGCGAACAGCUUUGAAGAGUCAGAGGGAUCAAUAAUCCCAGAUGCGACUUCAGACAUCCCAGCAGAUCUUCUCACUAAGGGGAAAACGAAGCACAAAGACUUGCAGAAGGUUGGGUGGGCCCAUUUUCAAGAGGUUUUCAUGCUUUCUGCCAUACAUGGAGGUGAAGUAGAUACACUAAAGAGGUACCUGAUGACCCUUGCCAAGCCUGGAGAAUGGCUAUUCCAUAGUGACGUUGUUACCACCCAGUCACCCCAGGAAAUCUGUGACAAUAUUAUUAGAGAGAAGCUGCUGGAAUACUUACCCCAAGAGAUACCAUACGGUAUCACUCAGGUUACCAAUUUAUGGGAAGAAGGUUCCAGUGGUGAACUGGUUAUAAUGCAAACAUUGCUGGUGGCAAAAGAAAACCAUGCGAAACUAGUAGUUGGUGCUGGUGGGCAGGCCAUUAACAAGAUUACCAACGAGGCCGGACAAGACUUAAUGAACGCUUUCCUCUGUGAUGUCAGACUGCGUCUUACUGUAAAGUUUAAGAAGUGAUGUCAACAGAUUGUGCAUAUGUUUUCUCAUUACAAAGCCCCAAGUAGAUUAACACACAAGGCAGGAAUCCAGGCCGGCCCGCUGGAGGUUGUGGCACAAGUGGAGAGCACACGAGUCGCUGGAAGACUCUAAUGCUACAAAGCGGCCAAUUCACUAAACUGCAUUUGUCAUUUUAAUGUUCAUGAUCAUUUUCUCAUCAAAACAGUCUGUCUACUUUAAAAUUGUA
Molecule: messenger RNA, 1555 nt
Organism: Nanorana parkeri
Lineage: Eukaryota; Metazoa; Chordata; Amphibia; Anura; Dicroglossidae
Gene: ERAL1
Product: Era like 12S mitochondrial rRNA chaperone 1
Exons: 11
Coding region: 1-1329 (442 amino acids)
Biological process (GO): ribosomal small subunit assembly
Cellular component (GO): mitochondrial matrix
Molecular function (GO): GTP binding; ribosomal small subunit binding; rRNA binding
Source: RefSeq, a predicted model, not a curated record